AUGGAAGGCUUGAUUUAUCAUAGAGGGGCACUCUGGCUUCUUUUCUGUACACCAAUAGUGGCUGUGGUCAAUAAUGUGGCUGCUGCUGGGGAAAGAGAGUUGGAAAGACUGAAGGCUGAACUGAGGGCCAGCAAUGCUCUCGAACUGCAGCUAGAGAUGCUGACAAGGAUUGAAGGCAGGCUUAGCACGUUGAAUUUGAAUUGA
Molecule: messenger RNA, 204 nt
Organism: Prunus armeniaca (apricot)
Lineage: Eukaryota; Viridiplantae; Streptophyta; Magnoliopsida; Rosales; Rosaceae
Source: the annotation of a GenBank genome assembly